Molecule: messenger RNA, 1896 nt
Organism: Westerdykella ornata
Lineage: Eukaryota; Fungi; Ascomycota; Dothideomycetes; Pleosporales; Sporormiaceae
Exons: 3
Coding region: 1-1896 (631 amino acids)
Source: RefSeq, a predicted model, not a curated record
AUGCCUUGCUUUCUUGGCCUCGCCGUUUCCAUUCAUACACCCUCAGGGCCCCUCCCCGAGUACUCUAUUCAGAAGCAAUCCAAAUUCCACCGCAUCACCUCGUACAUACCAGUUCCCCCCGCCAGGAUCUCACCCGAGACCAACAAGCCCGAACAAUCUACCUUUGCCAUAUCAAUCACGCUUCUGACACCGGGACUCAAUGUACCGUAUUCGACGCCGAAGCCUACGCCCGAGGAACCGAACCCACGGCCCAAGAUUGUUGGAGGGUUGCCCGGAGGGUUGGACAGGACUGGUUUGAAUGGAGGCAGGAGUUCCGGCCCGGUGAUAGCGCCGUAUAAGCCGCUGACGAGUUCGCCGAACGAGACUAUUGCGGCCUACAUCUAUUUUGACGGUAGAGCGAAGGAGGAAGUGGCUACAUUGCUUAGGCGCGGUGAAGAGACGUGGGUGAAUUCGAGAUGGGUGAGCGUUCCCGCGUCGGAAGGUGGAGGCCUUGCUGAGCGGGAGUUUCUGUUUAGAGAAGUGGGAUUGGAGAGAUGGCUCAAUGGACUAGACUUGGAAGGAAAAGAUGUCGCAGCUCGGAUUGAGCGGAGAAAACAGCGCCUAGAGAAGAAGAGGAGAAAGCGAAGAGAGGCGAAAGGCAGCGAUGAUGAAGACGACUCGACGCGUGCGAGUUCAUCACGAAACGGCAUCCUACGAUAUGGCGAUAGCAAGGAAGCGCCUGUGGAAGCGUUAUCAGGCAACGAGGACUUCUUCACAUCCGACUCGGACUCAGAGGACGAGCCGCCCGUACCCGAAGCGGCGGGGCAGAUUAAGGUCGCCCUGUACCGCGUCCUCGCAUCUGGGGAGAUCAAGAGGGGCGAGUACUCGCCGCAAUUCGACGCCCACGAUGAUGACGACGGGACACAGCCUGCUGGCGGCGAGGGCGAUGAUGUCGAUCAUACCACGAGCUUUGCGAAGCCGAAGUCUUUGGAUCCUAAGAGUAUCAGCACGCAAACCGUAACCGGGAUAGACCCCCCGGAUAAGCCAUAUGCCGUCUUCACAUUCCUGUAUAGAGGAGAGCGCCAACUCCGCAAAAUGGGUAUCCUACCCCCCGAGAAACCUAUCGCUUCCACGGCCGCCACAGCACGACGACGCCGCUCCACCGGCCUCAACUUCGGCGACCUGAAGCCCCUAAAUCCGCCCGUGAACGCGAAGAACUUCAGCGGGUACCGCGACCCGAGUGCUCAGUCACCCAAGUCUGGGAAGAAGAGCAGGGACACAGAUGCCAUGGAUAGCGACGCGGAUGACGAGGACGAGGAGAGUAAAAUCAAAGUAGAAGACAUGGACGAUGACAGGGAUACGCCGAUUAAAGAGGAGCGACUGAGUCCGGAGGAUGCGGCGAGGACGGGCGAGUUGACGGAGGGGGUGAGGAAGAUUAAGCUAAAACGCCAACAUUCCGCCGAACCCGUGGCCCAACCUUCCCCCGGCGCAAAACGCGGUUCCGUAGACCACAGCCCGCUAUCCGGCACGCCCGUGCCCAGCGCUUCGGAAGCAACAGCAGCAUCUUCGUCAUCAUUAGCGGCGGGCGCAGAAGCGCCCUCUGCGAAGGUAGCCAAGUCGUCGCUGAAUUCGGACGUUGGCAGUGAGCCGUCCAUCGGCAGCCCCUUCAAGAAACAGCGGGCGAGUCUGCCGGGAUUUGACGAAGGGGUUCGGAAGAGCCUGGGUGCGGCGUUGAUGGGGGCGAAGGAGAGGGGGCUUUCAGAGGGGACUGUUCAGGGUGGUGUUGCUGGUAGUAGUGGGUUGGAUGGAGCAUUUGGGGCGACGGCGACGGCGGGUGCGUUGGAGGGAAAAGGCCAGCAGCAGCAGGAACCGCCUCUGGUGGAGGUGAAGAUGGAGGAGGAGGAGGAGGAGUUGUGA